ACUAAACAUAAUUCGACAACAUUGACUAAAUGUUUGCUAAGAAGUAUUCCCUACUAAAGCAAGGCGGUAUUUGACUCUGGUAAGUAUAUACAAAGCAAACUGAUAGGAGUGGUCUUGGAUGGCAGCAUGCCCAGUGCAUUAUGGGUGUUGAAAUUUUCUUGCCUAUUUGGCAAAAGGGAAAACAACAGCCUUCUUUCUCUGUUCUAGCACUGAUUUCAAAAAAUGUUUUUCAUUUCUCUUGUAUAGGCAGUCAAGUUUUAUUGAAAGCCAAUAUUCAAGUGGUGAAGUACCCCUUUAACAAAAUAACAUGUGAUGAGUUAAGGCAGGAACACACCAAGCCGUCGGUCAGCCGUCGGGCAGUUUUUGUUCGUCGGCCGACUAAGUUUUCUCAGUGUGUUCCGCACCGUCAGCUGAAGUUGGUCCUCGUUAGCUUUUUUUCAGCCAAUUCAACAUGUUGAAUCGACGUCGGAGCUCGUCGGUCCGUCGGUCCAUCUGAUCAUUCUGAUUGGCUGUUCAGCUACUGCCACCUGCUGGUAUGGAAAGGCAUUUCAUCCGUCAUUUUGGCCGUCGGCUGUCAAGCGUCGGUUUGGUGUGUCAGGGCAACUUUGGACCAAGACGCUGCCGACGUGAACCAGCCCCGCAGUCUGCUUUCAUCGCCACUAGUUUGUUGGCGUCGGCUUGGUGUGUUCCUGCCUUUAAAGCAACCAUGCCAAUUUAGCUUGCUUCUAAAACUGUUUGAGCUCUUUUAUCAUGACUCAUGUUUCAUGGGACUUCUACACGAGCACUUCACAUCGCAAGUGCAAUACUGUACCAGGCGAGCUACCAAGCAAUUUUAGGUAGAGGCACAUUUUUGCCUCUUACUAUGGUUCUAUGGUUAUUGUUAAAUAUUAACCAAUAUCCAAAUAUUCAGCCAUUGUUGUAUUGCAGUAAUUUAUGCAGUAACUUUAUGUAAUAAAGGUCACUGCUAUAUAGAAAAUAACAAUUAAUUUGAAAAAAAAAAAAAAAAAACUUGUUGAGGGUAAAACUGACCUUCAGGGUCAAAAAACCCUCCUUAAAUGUGGGUUCGGGUGUUUCAGUAAAGUAAUAGUCCUCAGUGCCUAGUUUUUUAAUUCAGUUUCUGAGAGAUUAAAUCAGAUCCCACCCCAUUUUUUUCCAUCAUCCUGUUUCAUCUGUAAAUGUAUCACAUUACGGAAAUUUAAUGGAUUGGAAAAGCAGUUUUAUGAUGACUUUAACAGGAGAGAAGAUGAGACAUUGAUAAUCUUUCAUUCAAAAAAGAAAGAAAGAAAAGAAAGUUUUUGUCCAAUGUUCUGAUUUGAUUCAUGAUGGACCUGGAAAUUGAGCCAUAGCGUCUGUAAACUGAUCAGAGAUCAGGGAAGUGAGAUGAUCGGGUUGAGCGCUCAAGUUCUUAUCCAGGUGUGUCAUUACAGGUAACCUGAGCAGCAGGGUAAGGGCUGCUGAUGUAAAUAGACUCAAUUAAUGUGGAAACAAAACACUGCACGAACAGUAGAGACCACAGAAAGUCCCUCAAUGUGAGACAGACGGUCCUGUUAGUUUCACUGCUGGCUGCAGUUAUUGGCAAUGCCAUGUGUCCUUGUAAACUAUAUCAUUUGAUGUUGUUGACAAGAAGUGGACGCUUCUAGAGUUGCAUGCGAGAGUUAAUUGAUACGCAGAUGGAUUCAUUCUAUAGAACAUGAGGUUUGUUUGAAAUGCUGACGGGGUUCUUUUGGUACAGGAAAGGCUCAGAUGUGCUUCACCCUGUGCAGAUGAUGAAGACCAUUCUAUUUUUGGCCCUCCUGUAUGGGGAUAUCCGGUCUGCAGUUUGCUCUCUCACAAGCACACACACAUGCACACUUAGACACACACGCAAAGAGGUGGUGUGACUGCGAGGGAGUUCUACGUUCCUGGCUGUUCUCAAAUUCCAAUUUAAGCUCAAAGGGAGGUUUGAUGUCUGCAUAAAGGGAUAGGUCUAUGCAUCCCAUCCUCCAGCAUUAAUGUUUAAUACAGAACACCAUGGAAGGCUUCAGACUGCAUAUCUUUCUCUUUAAAAAUCUCCAACGCUACGACCGGCCCAAAUUCCAGAUGACUGACAUCUGCCGUCCCCCAGGAGAAAACUCAUUUAACCUGCUUCCCUUAGCUGCCUUCAGGAUUUGACUACAAAUUUGAAUGUUAUGUAAAUCACCCUGGAUUAGGAUUGCUGUCCGAUAAUCAAAACAGAGGAUGGGUAUGUACGAACCAGCAUUUCCUGCUCCAUCUCACCUAGUCAUGGUGUUUUAAGCACAGCAAAAAUCACAUCUUUGAUUAUAUUGAUUCAAUUGGCGGGGGAGGGAAUUCAUCAAACACCUAUAUUAUUGGGAUUGAGAAAGUCUCACAGCUCUAUAACUCAUUCCACUCUGGCAGACCACUGUUUGGCAGUAAUCUAGCUAUUCACACAUCUGCUUGAGGAGCAAUUAGUUUGAUUGGAAUUUACACUGAAUCAGAAGGAUGUCGGUGGGACACACAACUGCCCAUCAGCUGCUGGAGCUGCUCCACGUCCCGUCCCCCAGCCUGACACUCUCAUCAGUCUGAACCCAUCCCUUUGUCGCUGGGGAUUACAGUUUAAUCCUCCAACUGAUUCCUGUCCUUUUCCCCCUCUGUCUCAUUCUCAAACAGUUUCUUUUUCUCUUAAAUGUUGUAGAGCCAUCACUUCAACAACUGUAUCCUUGAUGAAGCCACCCACUUGUGUGUGUAUAAAUCACACAAAGCUGUCGUCUGGGAGACAACAAGGAACAUUGUCCUAGGCCCUUUGACAAGGAGGUCCACUAAGAGUGCAAAUGAUGUGGGCUGUUUGGCUCUUCACUGAACUGUGCACGAGAUCCUGUGGGAUCUACCUUCGAAUAAACACCUCAAUGCCCAGCACCCAGGUAUCAGGCUAACGGUGAAACAACCAUAGCUUCGUCCAUCACUUCGAUCAGCUUUCCUUUUCAAUGCCAUCAUGCCAAUCAUCAGCAACGCCAAUCAUGACUUCAGCAACCUCUCGGUCAGUGACGACAGCAGCUUGGACCACAUCUUUACUGAGAUCCCAGAAACCGAGACCAUCAAGGGAGUGUAUUAUCAGCGUGCUCAGUUCAUUCGCCGAUCGGAAGAUCUGCUUUCGGUAGACCACGGCCUGCAGGCCCUCAUCAACGUGGGGGGCAACCGUUACACCUUCCCUUGGAGUACGCUGGAGCAGUUCCCCUUGACACGCUUAGGACGUCUAAAACCCUGCAGCAGCCCUGAGGAGAUCGCUUGCGUUUGUGACGAUUACGAUGAAGCCCGCCGUGAAUUUUUUUUCGACCGUAGCCCCAGUGCGUUUCGUAUAAUCCUCAACUUCCUAGCAGCAGGAAAGCUACGAAUGUUACGAGAGAUGUGCGCACUCUCGCUGCACGAGGAGCUCAACUAUUGGGGCGUGGAGAUGGCCUACAUGGAACGCUGCUGCAAGCGCAAAAUGUACACGCGCAUUGAGGAGGUCGCCGAGCUUGAGCGGCGGGAGGAGGAGCGCCGUCAGCGCAGUAUGCAGCUGCGCCCUCCUGUUGUGGAGACACGUUACCGCAAGAUCAUGAACGAUCUGAGGGACAUGGUGGAGAACCCUCAGUCGGGCUUGCCAGGAAAGAUCUUUGCCUGUUUUUCUGUGGUGAUGGUGGCGGUGACAGUGAUCAGCUUGUGCAUCAGCACUAUGCCGGACCUCAGAGAGGAGGAGAAUAGGGGUGUGUGCUCCCAGAAAUGCCAGCACAUGUUCAUCGUAGAGACGGUGUGUGUGGCCUGGUUCUCCCUGGAGUUUCUGCUACGGUUCGUGCAGGCUCAAAGCAAGCUGGAGUUCCUCCGUGGACCUUUGAACAUCAUCGAUGCCAUGGCCAUCCUGCCCUACUACGUGUCUCUGGUCGUGGGAGAAACCCCCGAUGAUGACAAUGAGCGACCCUCUGGAGGUAAGGGCUACUUGGACAAGCUCGGGUUGGUACUGCGGAUCCUACGUGCCCUUCGGAUCCUGUACGUGAUGCGGCUGGCCCGCCACUCUCUGGGCUUGCAGACGCUGGGGCUGACGGUGCGAAGGAGCAUGCGCGAGUUUGGCCUGCUGCUGCUCUUUCUCUGCGUAGCCGUGACGCUCUUUUCACCACUGGUGCACCUGGCAGAGAGCGAGCUUACCGGAGCGCAGGAUUUCAGCAGCAUUCCCGCCUCUUACUGGUGGGCAAUAAUCUCUAUGACUACAGUGGGUUAUGGGGACAUGGUGCCCAGGAGCAUCCCCGGUCAGGUAGUGGCGCUCAGCAGCAUUCUGAGCGGGAUCCUAAUCAUGGCCUUCCCAGCCACUUCCAUCUUCCACAUGUUUUCCCGCUCCUACCAGGAGUUGAAACAGGAGAAUGACAGGCUUUUUAAGGAGGAGUGCGCAGCAGCCGCAGCUGCUACCGCAGGAGCCGAGGAAGAGCAGGAUGGAGGAUGGGUGGACUUUCCUCCUCCUAGACUAGUUCUUACUCCAGACACCGAGACGCCAGGCUCUGUUGAAGACCUUUCUCUACUCGGGAAUGGUGGAGAGACUUCCGGGAAUAACAAGCACCCGUUACCAGCUGGAGCCUUUUAAGUGAUGCACAACCAUUGUACUCUUCUCUAGAUCAAACCUGUUUUUCCCUGCCCUCAUACUGAACCCUUUUGCAGUGGACAGGGUGAAUUUUCAUGAACGGCUCCGUCUAAAGAGUUAAAGGGCCUUGAACAUACAGUAUUUUGUCUUCCAUCAGCCACAAGCUGACUAUCUCAGUGAAGUACUAUUUCCUUCAUAUUUACACUGUGGACUUACGUCAGAUUUAGCACUCCAUGAAAAUCCAUGCAAUAGACAUAAAAAACAAAGCUACAUAGUUUAACUUUGGAGCCUUUUUCCACAGCGUUAGACAUACGACAGAGAAAUUUACAUUUCUCAAAAUGACUAUAUGCUUUUUUUUUAACAAAUCCAAAGAUGUGCUUUUUGUGGACUGUUUUAAAUGCAAGAAUUGCUCUUCCAGAAAAUGUGCAUAAUGCAUAUAAUUUUCUGCGUUGGUCGGGACGGACAUGCAAUGGCUCUUGAACAGCUCCAAAUAAAAACAGCAGUAAUCUCAGAGUCUUGUCCUGUUAUUUAGUGUUCAUAGAAGGAUUUUUAAUCCUCUUCUUUGAAACGCUUAGUCAUUAGACACAGUCACCCUGUUCUCUUCUCUUCAUUUUACGAAAUAUCACAUGUGUGCCCCUGCCAUCUGCCAGCUCUGAGGAGAUGCAACAGUUACGGAGUAAUAAAUCUAUGAUUGUUUUAGUGUUUAUUGCUAGAGUUGAGAUUCAGCCAUGUCGUGACCUCAGUGAGGUCAACCCUGUUUUCAUCAUCUUCUCCUCUUCUUACCAAUUUCUCCCUAAGAGAGUCUGAUGCCCCCAUGUGAAAAGCUUCUCUGUAAGGUCACAAAAUUGUCCCACUGCCCAAUGUUUGCAGGGCUGAUGGGGGGAUCUUGAUGAGGCUGGGGAUAAAACAUGAAAAUAAAUUCUCAGAGAUAAAAAAAGUCCUUCUGGAGUCAGAUUCUGUGACAGACUUUGCUUUGUCAACAAAUCACAAAUUUGCGCUUCUAAUCCAAUUAUUCAGUCAUGUUGCGUCAGAUAAACGGCCUUGCUACUGUGCCGAAAGUCCCAGAAGGCUGAGUCAUGAAUCGGAAAAGGUACAGAGGAAGCAAAGAGGCUUUGAUGGACCAAUCAAAUUACACGUGUAGCUUUUCUCAGGAUUAACCAGCUGGUUGAAUCAUUAAAUGGACAUCAGCUUGUUCUUAAUGUAAAGGUUAAACCUGUUUAUCACUUGUUUUUCUUUCAUGAUACACAAGCAGGGCCAGGAACAGGUCUUAGUCCGCUCUCAAGUUACAUAGUAAGUACACUACCCAGAUAGUCAACCAUUUCUGUCAAAAUCACUAUAUUACUUACUAGAAAUGUCAUCAUAUGUUCUUCAAUCUCUCAAGUCGUCAGAAAAGGAGGAUAAGAAUAUAUUUAAUAAUGGUACUGUACUUGUAAAGAGCUUCAAUGAAGAUAAACAAAGCCAAAAAAUGAUAUCAUGGCAGGCUCCGCAGCGAUGUUGAUGAUAAAUGCCAGCUACAUUUAAUGCACAACUUAAAUUGUGUUGCAGGUCAUAGAGUCAUCAGCGUCCUAAUGUUUAGUGCUUAAAUUUGUGUUCACGUUAUACUGAUAUUAAACUGUUAUGUAACAUAACCUGGAAGAGAAAACCAUAUUUUUAACCGUUUUGAUGGAAUGUAUUCUAUUGCAAUAACAAUUCAUAUGAACUUAAUAACCAUCUGCACCAUUUAGCAGCAUUAGAUGGGGGGAAGCUUUGUGAGAUAUGCCAUCAGCAUAGCUAUAAAUAUGCUUUUAGCCACAGUGCUUAUUGAGAAAUCUUGUUGAAGGAUGGCUUGAAUGAUGUAUCAUAUGCCAUUAUUUAUCAAGAAAGGCCAUAUCUAGGUGGCAAGUGUCUUCUGCUGGCACCAGUGAUUGAUGUAAAAAGCAUCAAGAAGGGUUUAAGAGGCCAUCCAUCAGAUAUACUUGAUGGUAAGAUUGAUUCCUAUUCAAUGUAUAAGUUGAUUUUUAGAUUUCAAAGUGUGGUAGAUUUAAGAUUUAGUUCUCUCAUCAAGUAAACACAUUUACAGUGCAAUCUGAGCAAUAAGUCAAUGAUGCAUGAGUAUGUGUAUGUUUUGACAUUUCAGAGCAUUUCAGCAAAGAGUAACAGCACUUUUCUGUGCUUAUGCACAGCAAAUCUUUUAAUAACAGCCACUUGAAAUCCACACUGAAAUAUGACACAUAAACUGUUCAGUCGGAGGUAAACAGGUCAGAGUGUAAUGAUCAAUGAACUUGUUAAGAAUAAACUUCACUUACUUGUUUUUAACAUCAUAA
Messenger RNA from Ctenopharyngodon idella (grass carp), 6888 nucleotides. It is a transcript of the gene kcng4a, whose product is annotated as potassium voltage-gated channel, subfamily G, member 4a. The record is from RefSeq and is a predicted model, not a curated record. Gene Ontology annotation, biological process: potassium ion transmembrane transport; protein homooligomerization. Gene Ontology annotation, molecular function: protein binding; delayed rectifier potassium channel activity. The transcript has 3 exons. The coding region runs from base 2972 to 4588 and encodes 538 amino acids. Gene Ontology annotation, cellular component: voltage-gated potassium channel complex; membrane. NCBI's taxonomy places the organism in Eukaryota, Metazoa, Chordata, Actinopteri, Cypriniformes, Xenocyprididae.